Messenger RNA from Vicia faba (fava bean), 414 nucleotides. NCBI's taxonomy places the organism in Eukaryota, Viridiplantae, Streptophyta, Magnoliopsida, Fabales, Fabaceae. The record is from the annotation of a GenBank genome assembly.
AUGGAAGCUGAAAUAGUGAUGCAUACAGGAGGUUGCCAUUGUAAGAGUGUAAGGUGGAAAGUGGCUGCUCCUUCCAGUGUGGUGGUGUGGGACUGCAACUGCUCAAUCUGCUACAUGAGAGGCAAUGCUAACUUCACUGUACCUGCUGACAAAUUUAAGCUUUUGGGAGAUUCUGCUGAGUUUCUUACAACUUACACGUUUGGCACCCAUACUGCAAAGCACACAUUUUGCAAAAUAUGUGGUAUAACUUCAUUCUAUUAUCCACGUUCAAACCCAGAUGGGGUUGCUGUAACAAUCAGAUGUGUUGACCAUGGAACAUUGAGAAUCUAUGAAGUCAAGAAUUUUGAUGGGAAGAAUUGGGAGCGUUCAUAUAAUGAGUCCGGCAUAGCUUCUUGCUCAAAGGUGCAGAAGUAA